This is a messenger RNA of Juglans regia (Persian walnut), 9757 nucleotides long. Its product is annotated as mediator of RNA polymerase II transcription subunit 12-like. The record is from RefSeq and is a predicted model, not a curated record. The coding region runs from base 459 to 7259 and encodes 2266 amino acids. Gene Ontology annotation, biological process: regulation of transcription by RNA polymerase II. Gene Ontology annotation, cellular component: mediator complex. NCBI's taxonomy places the organism in Eukaryota, Viridiplantae, Streptophyta, Magnoliopsida, Fagales, Juglandaceae. The transcript is spliced from 13 exons. Gene Ontology annotation, molecular function: transcription coregulator activity.
CGCCCUCCUUCCCAUCAAAGCACCGGAAGAAACAGAGGCAUCAUCGUCAUCAGCAGCAACAACCAGAAGAGAAAAAGCUAAACAGUUAAAGCCAUCGACUCCACUGUAGACCUUUCUUCUCCUUUGCAAUCCUAUUUAGCUUUCUAGAAUCUCCAUUCCCAUCUCUUUUUGAACCCUAAAUUUCUGAGAGUUUCGUUUUCCACGGUUUUAUUUUUUUCCCUCUUUCGAAUUCCCAUUCGGUCCCCACUAUCCCCUUUCUACGAGAUUUCGAUAAAAAACCAAGCUUGAAAGAAGAACCAAAUCUGUGGGCCCUUGCUGUGUAGUUCGGGAUUCGUCCCCCGUUGGCAGGAAUCGGAAUUCGUUCAAAACCUUAGCUUUGGUUUGUGUGCGAAUCAUGCUUCACAGCUUCUAAUAGUGGCUUGAUGCUGGGAGCAGUAUGCCGGUGAUUGUUGGGAGAAAUGCAAAGGUAUCAUGCUGCCAGCUGCACUAAUGCAGUUAGUAACAGUGCAUUAGGUGGGCCCUUAACUAGGGAUACUGCCCGUGCUGAUUCUUCUCCAUUGUCAGCUAACUUUGCCCUAAAUUCUCGGCAGCUAUCUCAACAAACUCCGUACAAGUUGAAGUGUGAUAAAGAACCUCUAAAUUCCCGAAUUGGGCCACCUGACUUUCACCCCCAAACUACAACUUGUCCUGAGGAGACUCUCACCAGAGACUAUGUACAAUCUGGUUACAGGGAGACCAUUGAAGGAAUUGAGGAAGCUAGAGAGAUCUCAUUGACUCAGGUUCAAGCUUUUUCUAAGCCUGUGAUUGUCAAGUGCAAAGAGGCUAUCAGAAAACGUCUCAGGGCCAUCAAUGAAUCUCGUGCUCAAAAGCGGAAGGCUGGUCAGGUUUAUGAUGUGCCUCUUUCUGGUUCACAGUUAACUAAACCUGGCAUCUUUCCUGAACAAAGAGCAUGCGGUGAAGACUCUCGGAAGAAAUGGAUUGAGGGCCUGUCACAACCACACAAACAACUACGUUUUUUGGCCGAUCAUGUUCCUCAUGGAUUUAGGAGGAAAUCUCUCUUUGAAAUUCUAAUUAGGAAUAAUGUUUCAUUACUGAGAGCAACUUGGUUUAUCAAAGUCACUUAUCUUAAUCAGGUCAGGCCUGGUUCUGCAAGUAUCUCUUCGGGAGCUCCUGACAAAACUCAGCUAUCCCGCACUGAGCUCUGGACAAAAGAUGUUAUUGAUUAUAUGCAAUAUCUCCUUGAUGAUUUUUUCUCAAGAAAUAAUUCUCAUUCUACUUAUAGCAGAGAUCAAUCGCCACAAGUGCCUUAUGCUGGGUCGUUACAGCACAGGAGUGAUCCAGCAUCAGCAGCCCUUGAUGGUGAGGAACCUUCCCUGCAUUUUAAAUGGUGGUACAUGACACGUUUAUUGCAAUGGCACAAUGCAGAAGGGCUACUUCUUCCUUCUCUUAUAAUUGAUUGGGUUCUGAAUCAGCUACAGGAAAAAGAUUUGCUUGAGAUUUUGCAGUUUCUGUUGCCGAUUAUAUAUGGCGUUUUAGAAACUGUUGUUCUAUCUCAAACGUAUGUACAUGGUCUUUUUGGAGUAGCUAUCCGUUUCAUUCGCGAUCCUUCUCCUGGUGGAUCAGAUCUAGUUGACAAUUCUCGAAAGGCAUAUACAAUCUCUGCGCUGGUGGAGAUGCUUCGGUAUCUUAUAGAGGCUGUACCUGAUACAUUUGUUGCAUUGGACUGCUUUCCCUUACAGCCCUAUGUGGUAUCUUAUGCUGUAAGUGAUGGGAAUUUUAUAUCGAAGGUAUCUGGGGAUGCAGAAAAGUUGAAAAAUGGUUGCACAGAAGUUCCUUCCAUGCACAAAAGUAAUGCUAUUGAUGCUCAAUAUCAAUCCUUGGCCUUCAAUAAUGUUGUUUCUUCUAUUCAGAAUUGUGCAGAAACUCUUGCAAAAGCUUCAAGUCCUGGCUAUCUGGGUCAUAAUCUGGCUAAAGCUGUUCAGUCCUUAGAUAAAUCUCUUGUACAUGGAGAUGUCAGAGAGGCUUCUAAAUUGCUAUUCGAAGAUCACUGGGAUGGUGCUAUUGCUAAAAGUUGGGUUGCAGAAGUAAGCCAAUGCUUAAGGUCAUCAUUGAAAUGGAUUGGGACUGUGAAUUUGUCCUUUAUUUGUUCUAUCUUUUUUCUUUGUGAGUGGGCAACAUGUGAUUACAGGGAUUUUCGGACUGUUGCACCUACUAACAUUAAGUUCUCAGGCAGAAAAGAUUUUUGUCAGGUAUAUAUUGCAGUGCGAAUUUUAAAGCUAAAGAUAAAAGAUUUGCAAAGGUCAUCUAGAGGCAAGAGUGGAAGCACCCUUGGUGUUAGUGGCAUUGGAGGAGGUUCCUCUCAGCAGAACUCUGCCAGGACAUCUGUUGGAAAUGUAUUUGAAAUUAAUGAUGAUUUUAAAAGUAUGGGUGGAAGCAGUGUAAAUUCAGAUAUAUUUGACAGCCCUGGUUCCUUGCAUGAUAUCAUAGUCUGUUGGAUUGAUCAGCAUGAAGUAUGCAAUGGAGAAGGUUGCAAGCGCCUUCAGCUACUCAUAGUGGAACUGAUACGUGCUGGCAUAUUUUUACCCCAAGCAUAUGUGCGGCAGCUGAUAGUAAGUGGAAUAAUGGAUAUGAAUGGGCCACAGGUUGACCUCGACAGACGGAAGAGACAUUACCGAAUCUUGAAGCAGUUGCCUGGGCUAUUUAUGUGUGAUGCUUUGGAAGAAACAGGGAUUACUGAAGGGCCACAUCUUUUGGAUGCCAUGCAUAUUUACUCAAAUGAACGUCGCCUUGCACUCCGUGGAUUAUUUUUUGAUCAGCAGAAGAACUCAAAAACUGCAAAUAUAUCUGCUCAGAAGCUGAUCCAGGGAAAGGAUGGUGCUUCCCCAGCUUUGGUUGAACAGAGGAAAGCUGCUCUGUCAUCAUCCAAUGUAUUACCUGCUAAAAAUAUUAAAAAUGAGUUUGACAUUGAGGAGCUGAAGGUGGCCAUCUCAGUCCUGUUGCAAUUCCCAAACAGUUCAUCUUCAUCCAUGGAUACAGGACUUGAUGAAUCUCAAGAGAGUGCCAAGAGGGCUUUUGGGUCACUUGGCAACAAGAUGGAUCUGAUGGAAGGUACACCCGGAUGUGAAGAAUGUCAAAGGGCAAAGAGACAAAAAUUACAUGAGGAAAGGAGCUCAUGUUUUCAAGUUCAUUCACCUCUUCCUUCAGAUGAUGAAGAUACAUGGUGGGCGAGGAAGGGGCCUAAAUCUUUGGAGUCUUUCAAAGUUGAUGCUCCACUUAAGUCAAUCAAGCAAGUCCCCAAAAGUCGGCAGAAGACUGUGCGCAAGACUCAAAGUCUUGCUCAAUUAACAGUGGCUGCUAGGAUUGAGGGUGGUGAGGGAGCAUCAACAAGUCACUCAUGUGAUAAUAGGGUAAGCUGCCCUCACCAUAAAUCUGUAAUGGAAGACGAGACUCCUAAGUCAAUUGGUGGAAUUAGAACAAACCCUUGUGGAGACAUUGUGGCUAUUGGAAAAACUUUAAAGAAGCUGCGUUUUGGAGAGAAGAGGACCAUUAUAGUUUGGUUAAUGACUGUUGUUAGGAAGCUUGUUGAAGAGACUGAAAAUACUCUGGUCAAGGCUUGUCAGUUUGCUAGGCCUUUCACCCCUGUUGAUGAUAGGAGCUCUAUAGGGUGGAAGCUUGGUGAGGAUGAACUAUCUGCCAUACUGUAUUUUAUGGAUCUUACGAAUGAUUUAGUUUCAGCAGCCAAAUUUCUCCUUUGGUUGUUUCCAAAGGUACUUAGUAGCCCCAAAUCUACAAUCCAUUCUGGUAGGAAUGCUUUGAUGCCGCCGAGGAAUGUGGACAACAAAGUUUGUGAAGUAGAGGAGGCAUUUCUUUUGUCGUCCCUCCGAAGGUAUGAGAACAUACUCGUUGCAACAGAUCUUAUUCCUCAAACCUUGUCGGCCACAAUGCAUAGUGCUGCAGCAGUUAUGGCCUCAUAUGGAAGAGUUUCAGGUUCAGCAGCCCUAGUAUAUGCUCAAUAUCUGUUGAAAAAAUAUGGCAAUGUGGGUAGUGUCAUAGAAUGGGAGAAGAAUUUCAAGGUGGCAUGUGAUAAGAAACUUCUUUCCGAACUUGAAGCUGGACGGUCAGCGGAUGGAGAGUUGGGGUUUACACUUGGGGUUCCUGCAGGAGUUGAAGAUCUUGAUGAGUUUUUCCGUCAAAAGAUAGGUGGUGGUGGUCGGUUAUCAAGAGUCAGUACUAACAUGAGAGAUAUAGUGCAACGCCAUAUCGAGGAUACCUUUCACUACUUCCUUGGUAAAGAUAGAAAGCUUUUUACUGCUAGUCCACCAAAAAGUCCUGACAUUGACAAGUGGGACAACGGGUAUCAGGUGGCUCAACAAAUAGUUACGGGAAUAAUGGACUGUUUAAGGCAGACUGGUGGUGCUGCUCAAGAAGGGGAUCCAUCUUUGGUGUCUUCUGCUGUUUCUGCCAUUAUUGGCAAUGUUGGACCAACUAUAGCGAAAAUUCCUGAUCUUUCAGGCAUUAAUAAUACAAAAUCUUCAUCUGCUACAGGGUCGUUGAAUUUUGCUAGGCACAUUUUGCGCAUCCAUAUAACAAGCCUAUGCCUGCUUAAGGAAGCUCUUGGAGAGCGUCAAAGCCGUGCAUUUGAGAUAGCUCUUGCAACAGAAGCUUCUUCAGUUCUUGCUGUAGUUCUUUCACCUGGAAAGGCAUCUCGCACACAGUUUCAAUUGUCUCCGGAAGCUCAUGAUUCUAAUACAAACAUGUCUAAUGAAUUUUUGAACAGUUCUACAAAACUACGUGGAAGAGCAACAAAAAUCGCAGCUGCUGUUUCUGGACUUGUGAUUGGGCUGGUUAUUCAUGGGGUUACUAGCCUGGAGAGAAUGGUGACUGUCCUCCGCUUAAAGGAAGGAUUGGAUGUAAUUCAAUUUGUGAGGAAUACAAGAUCCAGUGCAAAUGGUAAUGCCCGUUCAAUUGGGGCUCCAAAGGUGGAUAACUCGGUUGAAGUUAAAGUGCAUUGGUUUAGGCUGCUUGUUGGAAACUGUAAAACUAUUUGUGAUGGAUUGAUUGUAGAACUCUUGGGUGAACCGUGCAUGGUGGCUCUUUCACGGAUGCAGCGAAUGCUUCCUCUUAGCUUAGUCUUUGCACCUGCCUAUUCAAUAUUUGCUUUUCUCAUGUGGCGGCCAUUCAUUCUGAACACAAACCUUGCAAACCGUGAAGACAUCAACCAAUUAUAUCAAUCCUUAACAGUGGCCAUAGUUGAUGCUAUAAAACACUUGCCUUUUCGAGAUGUAUGUUUGAGGGAUAGUUGCGGUUUCUAUGAUCUUGUUGCUGCAGAUGCCAUUGAUGCUGAAUUUGCAGCCAUGCUAGAUUUAAAUGGUUCAGAUAUCCAUUUAAAAUCCAUGGCCUUUGUUCCUCUCCGUGCUAGGCUCUUCCUAAAUACCAUCAUUGACUGUAAAAUGCCACAGUCACUAUUUGUACCAGAGGAUGGGAAUCGGAGUUCUGGACAUGGUGAAUCUGAAGUUCAAUAUUCAGAUAAAGAAACAAAGCUUCUGGACAAGCUUGUGCACGCCUUGGAUACCCUGCAACCUGCAAAAUUACAUUGGCAGUGGGUGGAGCUCAGGCUUCUUUUGAAUGAACAAUCACUCCUUGAAAAACUUGACAGCCAUAAUAUGUCCUUAGUGGAUGCUUUACGGUCAUCCUCGCCUUCUGGAAAAGCUGCUGCUUCUGAGAAUGAGAACUAUUUUAUUACCAUUAUCCUCACAAGAUUGCUGGUCCGACCUGAUGCAGCAUCUCUUUUUUCAGAGGUGGUUCAUCUUUUUGGACAGUCAUUGGAAGAUUCAAUGUUGCUGCAGGCUAAAUGGUUCCUAGGAGGACCAGAUGUUCUUUUUGGUCGGAAAACGAUCAGACAAAGGCUUAUUAGUAUUGCUGAGAAUGAAGGUUUUUCAUCAAAGGCCCAGUUUUGGAAGCCUUGGGGCUGGUGUAAUUCUGGUUCUGAUUCCAAGAGGGGAGGCAAGAAGUUUGAAGUCACCUCUCUUGAAGAAGGAGAGGUUGUUGAAGAGGGAACAGACUCAAAAAAGUAUGGGUCUACCCAAACAUUGGACAUGGAAGGUUCCAAUGUCCACCAGCAGCAAGUUACUGAGAAGGCUCUCAUUGAAUUACUUAUUCCUUGCAUAGAUCGAAGCACUGAUGAAUCACGGAAUACCUUUGCAAGUGAUCUAAUCAAGCAGUUUAAUACUAUUGACCAACAAAUAAAUGCAGUUAUUUGUGGGGCAAGUAAGCAGGCAGGGACAAUACCUUCUGGAAUUGAAGGACCGGUAAACAAAAGAAAUAAUCGCAAAGUUAUGAGAGGUGGCAGUCCUGGAUUAGCUAGACGUCCUACAGGCACAUCGGAUUCUGCUCCUCCCUCCCCUGCAGCUUUGCGAGCUUCUAUGUCGUUGCGCUUACAGUUACUCCUCAGAUUUCUUCCCAUCAUUUGUGCAGAUGGGGAACCAUCUGGGCGGAAUAUGAGGCAAAUACUUGCCCCCAUAAUACUUCGUCUCCUCGGAAAUCGAGUUGUGUAUGAAGAUGCAGACCUUUCAUUUUAUCAAACACAGAGUUAUGCAUCCAAGAUGGAGGUGGAGUCCCCUGCAGAAGCUUCUUCAGUGGCCUUGGCAGGUUUUUCUGGCGAUAGUCUCUUUGAUCGGUUACUGUUGGUUUUGCAUGGGUUGUUGAGUAGUUGCCAGCCUAGUUGGCUGAGGUCAAAGCCUGACUCCAAGUCAAGCAGUGAAUUUACCAAAGAAUCUUCUGGAUUUGAUUGUGAGGUAGCAGAGGCUCUGCAGAAUGACUUGUAUCGGAUGCAACUGCCUGACACAAUUCGGUUGCGAAUUCAAACUGCAAUGCCAAUUCUUCUUCCUUCUGUUCGUUGCUCUGUCUCUUGCCAGCCACCAUCUGUUCCUUUUGCUGGCACUGCUUUGCUUCAAUCCAGCAUCUCCUUACCUGGAGCUCAUUCAUGCCCUCCUCAGAGGAAUAUGGGUCUUUUGGCACGAACUGCAACCAACAUUUCAGGGAAGUUCAAGCCUUCGCUCUUGCAGCUGGAUCAUGAUAUGGAAAUUGACCCAUGGACUCUCUUGGAAGAUGGCGCAGUAUGUGGGCCAUCAUCGAGUAACACUGCUGUGAUAGGUAGUGGUGACCAUGGUAAUCUUCGAGCAUCCAGCUGGCUCAAGGGGGCAGUGAGGGUGAGGCGGACAGACCUCACCUACACUGGUGCCAUGGAUGAUGAUAGCUGAUAACACGAUUACUUUAUUCUUAAUUUGGCUGGAUUAUAUCAAUCCCUCAGCAGGUAAUUGAAGGUUCUAAUUUAGUAUGCAUAAUUGGCAUCAAGAUUACUAUUGCCUUUCUUGCCUUUGAUGACGAAAGAAACUGUUGAGAGGGAUAUUUUUUGGGGUUGUGCGGUUCUUGUGAUAGAAGUUGAAGAUAAGGUUCUCACGCAGCCCAUCCGAUUGAGUCUCAGGCCUCCCUGACUACUAACCCUUAAAUCACCCCAGACUCUGCAUUUUCCGAGUUCAGUUUGGGUGCUUGUGUAUAUAGAGAUAUUGUUUCACUUUACCAAUUGAUCUCAGUAAAAUAUCUCAAGAAUGAUCUGUAGCUGUUCCACGCUCAUCAAUUUUUGGUUUGAUCUCUCUCUCUCUCUCACGCACUCACACAUGCAGGCCAAUGCUCAUGCACAUCUCCACAUGUUAUGCAUAUAAACAUAUAUACAUUUGUAUAUGUACACGCACAUUUACAUGCAAACCUAUGCGUGAACAAUUUUGCUUCGUGCGUGUACAUUGAAAGUUUACAUAUUCUCUUCUUCCAGAAAAGGGGGUUCACCUUUCCAUUUAUGAGUGUGAAUGAAAAGGGAGUUCACCUUUCCAGAAAAGGGCGUUCACCUUUGCAUUGAAAGUGUUUUUCCCAUUGCUAAAUACAUUAAUUUUUUUUUUAUAUGUAAUUGAGGAUUUUAUUGAAAAACGCGAAAGGCAUAGCUCAAGGAGACAUAUACAAGACAAGUCAAAUACAAGAAGUUAAUUGGUUCUUUUUACCAAAAUACCUUUUGUUUUUUUUUUUUGAGGAAAAUGACCUCUUUAUUUAAAAAAUCCUCAGUUGUGGCGGAGGAAAAUACCUUUUGUCUUCAUGAUAAUUGUUUUAAGUUAGUGUACCUCUGCACCUUUAAAUUAAAGGCUAGUUUGGAUGUUAGUAUAAAAAGUGGGGGAAGAGUUAUUGCCCCUUUCUUAAUAUUUGUGCCUUUUCAAUGUGAGCAAUCUUUAUGGAACUGAGAAGUAUUUUGAAUGCUUUUGUUCAGAACGAUUUUGAGUUGUCUGAGUAUUCAAAGAAGUAAAAUGCCAAUCUGUGGAUGCAUCUGACAGAAUGGCAAACACUAUGAACAUAUGGCUGUAUAUCUUUUUGUGCAAAUAUAUUGCUGUAAUUUUGAAAGGAAGGGUCUGGAACUUAAGCUCAUUUUUCCUGUAGUUCAUGUUUACUUAUUAUUGCUGUUAUCUCUGGUGCUUUUCUAGACUUACCCUCAUAAAAGCUGUGCUGUAAAACUGCUAUUAUUAGUUCUUAUUUGAUAUUUAUUUUCCCUUGGUGGGUUUGUUGUGCUCAUCAUAUCCUUAGAACUCGUAUUGUGUUGUGCUUUUCAGAAAUCAGCUAGUUUGAAUAUAAAAUUAAAUUUGGGGAGUGUCAUCUUUGAUGGACGAUUCAUAUACUUUUUGUGUAUGAUAGUUUUGAUGCGGUAAUGGAUCUCCUUUGGGCGCUGGGCUUUUUAUGGUCAAUUUCGCAUUUAAAGUAUGACUUGUAAUAAAACAGAUGAAUGUCUUUACAGUCAGUAUUAUCAAGAGUUUUUUAAAUUUACUUUUAUAAUAAGGCCUGUAGAGGGGUGGAGUGGGCACUGGGUUUGAAGUCAAUUUUACCCGUUAAUUUAAAGAAGAGCUCAACGUGGAGCCUUACUUUAGUAUUUUGGAGAGAUCCCAGGUAUGUUGGACAUCUUCUGUGUCGAGUAAAAAAUCUUGAAAUGUUCAGCUUGGUAUUGGUUGCCAUUUCAAUCCUAUUAGUUGCCAUUUAUUUGGGAUUAAUGCUUUGAUACACUUUGAGAUCAUAUUUGCUCAUUAACACCUCGUUCUUGCAAAGUUAAUCUCUUUCUAUUUGGUUCUCUGUUUUUGAAACAAUAGCUGUGCUAAUGUAGAGCAUAGAACUCGUGACUCUGCAGCUAUGCCAUACAGCUUUGAACUUCAUCCCAGGAACCUGGGGUUUUCUCUUCUCUGAACCUCACUCUGACCAGGUUUUGCUCUCACUUGCACUUAUGGGCAUGGAAUCCAUUGCUUUUCUUAGUGGUGGCUGUUGAUCUUUUCUGAUUCAUUUUUAUACUUACACAUGAAUUCGUCUUGAUUUUGCUGGCUUUCUUUUAGGAGAAUGCUUUACAAACAAAGAAACAGCACAUUUUGAGUCCAAUUGGACUAGAGAAGGUGUAGUAGUAAUUGGUGGGUUCAUCACUUUGCUUUGAGCUUAGAAGUGGAAUAAUGCCUGGUUGUUUAUGAUUGUUGUAAUUUCAGCUCAGCACUGUUGAUUAUACUAGAAAUAAAUCAAUAACUGGUGGAAAGGGCAAUGCUCAUUUUGCUCUCUUCUGUUGUCAUUGCAGGAGUUGUUUGAGCACCACAAAAGCAAAAUGUGUACUGAUAAAAAAACUUUCCAUUCUUGAAAUAUAACAUGGUUAAGACCGUUUUCUUCUCUUAAGUGGAAUGAAUUGCAUCUA